Messenger RNA from Schistosoma bovis, 4358 nucleotides. The record is from the annotation of a GenBank genome assembly. Lineage: Eukaryota; Metazoa; Platyhelminthes; Trematoda; Strigeidida; Schistosomatidae.
UAAAGUUUGAUGGUUUGUAAUUCCAUUCACGACUGUUUGUUCUUCCAGGCCCCUCGUACGAUCACAACUAGACAAAAAAUUUGUAUGAUUGUUAUGUCUAUCUAAAUAUCAUCUACAAUUAAUGGGAAAAUAUUUUUUUCGAAAUUUUGUUAACUGUGGAUUGAGGUUUGAGCAGAAAUGAGUUGUCUCAUACGUGUCAUCUCUUGAAGGUUCGCGUCAACCCGCGACUUACGAGUUCGUCAUCAAUGCUUGGUCUUGCUGUUGGUGGAUUUUCUUCGGUCUCAACUAAUGGGCGUACGGGGCUUGUAACAUUCUGUAUUCUGCUGCUGGCAUGGGUUGUUGGAUUUAUUAUACGUCUUUUCUCAGUUAUACGUUUUGAAAGUGUCAUUCAUGAGUUUGAUCCUUGGUUUAAUUACCGAGCCACCAAGCAGAUGGUCGAAAAUAGUUUCGAGAACUUUUACAAUUGGUUUGACAGCACUGCGUGGUACCCGCUUGGGAGGAUUGUUGGAGGCACUGUCUAUCCUGGUUUAAUGGUUACUUCAGGUUUUAUUCACUACAUGUGUCACCUUUUGAGUUUUCCGGUUCACAUUCGUGAAGUUUGUGUUUUCCUCGCCCCUGUAUUCAGUGGCAUGACUGCUAUUGCGACUUAUUUUUUCACGAAGGAAAUAUGGAAUGAAGGAGCGGGUUUGUUUGCUGCUUGCUUCAUCGCCAUCGCUCCCGGAUAUAUAAGUCGUUCAACCGCCGGCAGUUAUGAUAAUGAGGGAAUCGCAAUUUUCGCACUAAUGUUUACGUACUACUUGUGGAUUAAAGCUGUCAAAACAGGAAAAGUUCUUUGGGCCGCGUUUUGUGCUAUUGCAUAUUUUUACAUGGUAUCUGCUUGGGGUGGUUAUGUGUUCAUUAUAAACCUCAUUCCAUUACACAUUUUUGUACUUCUAAUCAUGCAGAGAUAUAGCGCGAAACUAUACGUGGCUUACACAACCUUCUUCAUCUUGGGUUUAAUAAUGUCGAUGCAAAUACCAUUUGUUGGUUUUCAACCACUACGCACUAGUGAACAUAUGGCAUCAAUAGGAGUGUUCGCACUUCUUCAAGUUGUUGCUUUUUUCAAAUAUCUACAAACCCGUGUUCCCUCUGAUACGCUGAAGCAAUUAUUUACAUUUGGUGCCAUUUUUUCUGCUGGAGUUAUAUUUGUUGUUGUAGUUGGGCUAACAUAUGCUGGCGUUAUUGCACCAUGGAGUGGCAGGUUUUAUUCUCUUUGGGAUACCGGUUAUGCUAAGAUACAUAUUCCAAUUAUAACAUCCGUUUCUGAGCAUCAACCAACUUCAUGGGCAUCUUUCUUUUUUGAUCUUCAUGUAUUAAUUGCUACAUUUCCAGCUGGUGUUAGACUUUGCUUUAACAAUUUAAAUGAUGAACGUGUUUUUGUUAUUCUCUAUGCAAUAUUUGCAUCAUAUUUUGCUGGUGUUAUGGUUCGUCUUAUGCUUACAUUAACACCAAUUGUAUGUGUGUUUUCUGCUAUUGCAUUUUCACGUGUCUUUGAAUUAUUCUUAAAUGAACAAGAUAAUGAAAUUAAUGUUGCGACAAAUCAAUCUAAUAAUGAACAGAAUUCUGUUGAUAAACGUUUGUAUGAUAAACCGAACAAGGCAAAUAAAAAGGUGAACUAUCCUAGUCAAGACACGCCAACAAGUACCACCAUUGGUAGUCAGUCAAAGCAACAAUCAUCAGGAAACAAUGGGAGUAAUAUGCGUGCAGUCGCCUACGUUUUGAUUAUAUUCAUUCUAUAUCUGUUUGUUUCACAUUGUGUUUGGGUGUCAUCCAAUGCUUAUUCAAGCCCGUCUAUUGUGUUGGCUUCAUAUGGUAAAGAUGGAUCUCGAUAUAUCCUGGAUGAUUUCCGUGAGGCUUAUUUCUGGUUAUGGCAAAAUACAAAAGAAAAUGCUCGAGUUAUGUCAUGGUGGGAUUAUGGAUAUCAAAUAGCAGGAAUGGGUAACCGCACUACUCUAGUUGAUAAUAACACAUGGAAUAAUAGUCAUAUCGCAUUAGUUGGUAAAGCUAUGGCAUCAAAUGAAUCAGAAGCCUAUAAAACUAUUCAAAGUUUAGAUGUGGAUUACGUGCUGGUCAUAUUCGGUGGUUACAUUGGUUACAGUGGUGAUGAUAUUAAUAAAUUCUUAUGGAUGGUGCGUAUUGGUGGCGGUGAACAUCCUAAUGAAAUUCGUGAAAGAGACUUUCUAACUUCAACAGGUGAUUAUCGUAUAGAUAAAAGUGCUUCUGAGACGAUGCUUAAUUGUUUAAUGUAUAAAUUAAGCUAUUAUCGGUUUGGUGAAGUUCGUUUAGAUAUGCGAACACCACUUGGAUUUGAUCGUACUAGAGGAUCUGAAAUUGGUCGUAAAAAUUUUGAAUUAGAUUACUUAGAGGAAGCUUUUACAUCGAAACAUUGGCUUGUAAGAAUUUAUCGUGUACUACCUCCUGAAAAUCUACCACAUCUAUCGCGUACACGUCGUCGGAUUCACCAUCGAGCUUCAGGGAAAUCUCGUCUGAAUAACCGUGGCCGACUCAAUACACCUAGUAAAGGUUCAUCCAAACAUUUCACUUAACAUAUUUCCUGGUAUGUUUUAUUAUUUACAUUUAUUAAGUAUCGCGUAUUUAAUGAUUCUCUAGUUAAAUGGCUAUCGAUUAUUAGGGAACUGAAAAGUGAUUAUUUUUAAAAUCACAAUCUUGAUUGAGACUAAAUCAUUUAUUGUAUUCAGUUACUGUCAUUUGACUAGUUAACAUCUUUUAAUGCAACAUAGUUUACUUAUUAAGUUUCCAAUGUAAAGCUUUAUAGUGAAACGUAUAGAAUGAAUCCCAUUAAUAGAUAUAUUGCUCUUUCCAAUAAAUACACAAACUGAGCUACCAAUCAUUAUGCACUUAAGCAUUAAUUACCUUAAAGUUAGUCAGAUAUAAGUGUCCUGGUUUUUUUUUCCACUCAUUAAUGAAGAAAGUUUAAAUAUCUUUACUUUAUCUAAUUAAUGCACAAACUGAGAUCAUGAGUCGAUUGAAGCUAGACACCUAUGGAAAACCUGGAAGCACUGGACGGCCGAUUCGUCAUAGUAUGGAGCUCCUCAGCAGUACGCAUCCACGAUCUCGCCUCGCGAGACUCAAACCCGGGACUUAUUAGUUUCGCGCGCGAGCGCCUAACCUCUAAACCACCGAACUUGCCGGCAUCGAAUGUUGUUAAUGUCUAAUUUCAACUAAUCCACGAAAUUGAUCGACGGAUCUACCAUUUUCUUCAGUGAGUUACUAUCUCACAACAGACUCGGUUGAACUCCACUGGCGGUGGGAUCAUGGAUGCGCACUGCUGAGGAGUUCCACAAUAGGUUUUCCGUGGUGGUCCAGGUUCAAUUGACUCAUAAUCUCAACUAUUGAAAUUACUAUAAUAUGCACAAAAACCCCUUCUGAUAUUGAAUUUCGAAUAACUGAUAUACUACCCAACUACUGAGACGGUAGUAGUUGAAUCAAGGUUAUAAAUUGGAACAUUGCUGGUUCAGAAUCAAAUUAAUCAACGGUUAUACUAAGCAUUCAAUAAAUUCUUACUAUUGAGAACAUAUCCUUUUUUAAUCGUAGUAUGCAUGAAACUCACGUAAGCUAUAGAAAUGAUUACUUCAAUAGGCUACUCAUAUUACAUAAUAGUUUCAUCUCAUAACUAUACCAUCAGCUCUCAUUCAUAUUUAAAUAAGAUCACUAUCGAAUAUGAGGAAAAGUACGAAAACAAUGACCUAACUUAUAAACUAAGCUCAGUAGAAACAACAAAGUGAAACGAUUGUCCACAUAACCUGUAUACAUUUGCAUAUACUAUACUAUAUACUUCAUAAAAUUAACUUUUAAUUAUUCAAUCGAUUUCUUGUUCUCUUACAGGUUAUACUACAUCUAAUUAAUUUUGUUCAAUAUUCAUUCUCCAUAUUUUGUUUUCAUUUGUGUAUAAAAACCAUGUUUGUUUUGGAUAAGAAUUUAUAGAGAAACUAUCGAGUGGUAUAUCAUUAUGCAUGUAUCGUGUAAAAAAAGGGUCAAAAAAUGACCUGUGUUUAAUACCGAUGCAUAAACUGUGAUCUUGUUUGAUUUCGUUUGAUCGAAUUCUUCUUCCAGUCUGUUCCUUUGAGGUUUUUUCUUGGUUCUCUUGUUUCCUGUUAAUCUAUUGUAUUUUGAUGUAACUAUUAGCUUCGUCGAAUUCUUCGACAUCGCUUUCAAAUAAAUUUGUUUUGAUAUCACAGGAUUGUGUGUUUGUGGGUGUGUGUGUUUUGUAAGUAUCGAUACCAGGGUUUGAUUUGAUAAUUUCAAAUAAAUUGUGUAUUAGGUGGAUUGCUUAUAAUAAUAAUGUAUUUCAAUAGUUG